Molecule: messenger RNA, 528 nt
Organism: Miscanthus lutarioriparius
Lineage: Eukaryota; Viridiplantae; Streptophyta; Magnoliopsida; Poales; Poaceae
Source: the annotation of a GenBank genome assembly
AUGGCGAGCGGCGGCGGCUACUACUCGCCGUACUACCAGCCGGCAGCGCCGUACUACUACAACUACAACUACCCGCAGCAGCGAGUACGCGGCGGCGGCGGGCAGUCGUCGUCGGUGUACGCCUUCAUCCUCCUCGUCACGGUCUCCUUCAUCACGGCCACCACGCUCUACACGUGGUGUGAGUCGGCGAUGGAGAGCCUGGUCGACCAGCUCCGGCGCCUCCUCAUCCUGUCCCCGCUGAUAGUCAUCAUAGCGGUGCAGCUCUGGGUGGCGACCGGCGGCGGAGGGGACGGCGUCAUGAGCCUCCUCGCGGAGAUGGUGACGGGGGACAAGUACGGCUGCGCCGGCGGCGCAGGAUCGUCGUCGCCGUGGGGCGUGGCGCUGGCGCUCGUGCUCGUGCUCUUCUUGGUCUCACUAUUUGGACAGACGGGGGACAGGUACGGCGCCGGCGGCGCAGCAGGGUCGUCGUCGCUGUGGGGCGUGGCGCUCGUGCUCGUGCUCUUCUUGGUCUCACUAUUUGGACGGUGA